Macrosiphum euphorbiae (potato aphid) is the source of this 342-nucleotide messenger RNA. Lineage: Eukaryota; Metazoa; Arthropoda; Insecta; Hemiptera; Aphididae. The record is from the annotation of a GenBank genome assembly.
AUGGAUACGGCAGCUUUAGAAAUUGAACUCUUGGAAUUAUUGGAAGAUGAAGGACUGAAGCAGUUCAAAUACAGUUGUCAUUCUUUGUUGGAAUUUUGGAAACAUGUGCCUGUUAUUAAAUAUCCAAAAAUUACUCUUUGCGCUCAAAAGUUAAUAUCGAUUUUUGGAACAACAUAUUCUUGCGAGUCUUUAUACUCAACCAUGAAAAUGAUUAAAUCUAAACAUCGAUCAACAUUAACGGAUGAUCAUUUAACUGAAUUGUUAAGGACUGCGUUAACAACAUACAGUCCUGAUUUUAAAAAUCUUACAAGCAAAAUAAACACGCAACAAAUAAGAAAAUAG